AUAGAGUUGAGGGAAAGUAGUUUUUUUGUUGUUGUUAUUGACGGAAGAAUGGCGGUUGGUUUGAAAGAGAAGCAGCUUUCUCAAAGCAUUUAUAGCUCUUUACAGGAGCUCGAUUGCCCGUUAGUAGAAGGACUGUUUCUGAGAGAGGAUGAAAGCAUGCAAGAGUUGCUUUGCACACCUUCUUUGCAUCGCUUGGAUAUUUUGAAAUGGAUCUGCAUAAGCAUAUGUCCAUCACUGAAUAAAAAGUUGUCCACAUUUGGUUCAUCCCAGACAAAUUCACUGAUUGAAGAAAUGGCCAGAUUUGGUUAUGAGAUGUUGCUGUGUCAGCUGGAUGAUACAGAUUUGAUCAAGGGACUGGCUCCUCCUUUGCGUCAGCUAGUGUUCCUGGAACAGCUCCUCAGUUUAGUCACGGUUCCUGACCUGCAGAGACACUCAGGGAAUUCCUCUUCAUCCACCAGUGCGACAGUGUCUGUACCCGAAGACGUGAGCAAGAAUACAGACUUCCUCAGUGAUGUUCUUUCCAGUCCACAUCUGCCAGAACUGCUAAACCCCUCUUGUAAUCCCUGGCCUUCGGACAUUCGGGAGCUGCUCUUCAGGAGAGAGCCCUCUGGCAAAUCGAAUCGCCCUGUGUCCAACAAAACAAAGGAGGGUUCCCUGAAGGAAGUGUCUGCUCUGCUGCAGAAAACCAACUCCGUCCUCAGUGACAUUUACAAGGAGUGCACCUUUUUAAAAGCAGAGCAUCCCAACAGCAGUGGCAGCAAAGGCCCCAGCAUGUCUGGUCAGGCUUUGCAGGUAGCGCUGUCCGAUCUCUCCCAGCUGAUGUCGGCCUUCAGCCAGGUUUACGCCACAGAUUUCCGGGACUACUGCAACAGAGAGCCCCCACAGCUCAGCAGCAAUGCACACCUCUUCCUGUCUGUCCACCAGCUACUGCACACCUGCAAUAAGGAGCUGCAAGCUCUCCAUCAGGCCACAGACACAUCCAGGGCCGUGGUAAAGACUGUGGAGCAGCGACAGCAAGCACGACAGUUCUGGAGCAGAGGAGAAAUGCACUCCCUGCCUACAAAAUUAGAAGAGCUGAAGAAAAAGUAUGAAGAAUUUUUGUCACUACACCAGAGGUCAAAGGAUUGGGAGUAAUUUGAAAUCGCAAGCUAUCGGACUUGUGCUGCAAAUAAAAAUUUCAAUGACA
Lepisosteus oculatus (spotted gar) is the source of this 1186-nucleotide messenger RNA. RefSeq names its product HAUS augmin-like complex, subunit 7 (gene haus7). The record is from RefSeq and is a predicted model, not a curated record. NCBI's taxonomy places the organism in Eukaryota, Metazoa, Chordata, Actinopteri, Semionotiformes, Lepisosteidae. Gene Ontology annotation, cellular component: HAUS complex. Gene Ontology annotation, molecular function: microtubule minus-end binding. Gene Ontology annotation, biological process: centrosome cycle; spindle assembly.